Prosopis cineraria is the source of this 1193-nucleotide messenger RNA. RefSeq lists its product as uncharacterized. The transcript has a single exon. Lineage: Eukaryota; Viridiplantae; Streptophyta; Magnoliopsida; Fabales; Fabaceae. The coding region runs from base 107 to 1114 and encodes 335 amino acids. The record is from RefSeq and is a predicted model, not a curated record.
UUUCGUGACUCCUCUUUCUUCUUCCAUCUCAAUCCAACUUCUGCAACAUCCUCUUCUUCCUGUGCAACACAUUCCCUAGCCUCCCCUCCGUUCCCCCCACCCCUUCAUGGAGGCCGAAACCCUUUCCCCUCAACCGUAUUCCCCAGCUACUUCUCCAAGAAGCCAUAACACUUAUUGCUGCAAGUCACCCGAAUUCGAGUUCUGGAUGGUCCGGAACCCCUGCUUCCCUCAACCCAACCUCCACUCCGCCGAUCAACUAAUCGCCGACGGCGUCCUCCUCCCUCUCCACCUGCUUCCUCUCCAACCCAAAUCCCAAACGCCAGAACUAGAUCCACCACUUCCAGAAGCAGAUCCUCAACCUGACCCGGAAACUGGACCAGAGUCGUCUCCGGCGAUAACAGGGUCAGCUAUGACGACGGUGCUCUCGGCGUCCAAGCGGUGGAGGGACAUGUUUAAGAAGAGUGAGAAGAAGAACACCGAAAUGAACAGUCCAGAAGAGAAGGACAGAGGGAAAGGGAAGAAGAAAGAGAGGAAGAGUGGAGGUGGAGGUAGUUCCGCUGAGUUGAACAUCAACAUAUGGCCGUUUUCCCGUAGCAGGUCCGCCGGGGCUCCACCGAGGUUGUUCCCCGGAGCUCCGGUGACUCGGAGGGUCAACAGCGCGCCGUGCUCGCGGAGUAAUUCGGCCGGAGAGUCCAAGUCCAGGAAAUGGCCCAGCAGUCCGGGUCGGGCCGGAGUCCAUUUAGGACGGAGCAGCCCGGUUUGGCAGGUUCGUCGCUCGAAGAUUCAAGACCCAAAUACUGAAAAGGGAUCAAAGAAAGAAACAACCACGACCCAUCGGAGUAAAGUAGCCUCCACCACCUCCGCCGCCGGUGCCAAAACCAGGGUUUUGAGCUUGAAUGUCCCCACUUGCAUCGGUUAUAAGCAACAUUUGACUUGCAGAAACGACGAGAACAGCGACAUUAGUGCGGCGGGCGGCUCCACCAGAAGUGCCACUCGUACCCGUGGCAGAAACGGCGGAGUUAGCGGCGGCGCUGGUAACGGAACCGGAAACAGUGGAAAUUUUUUCAAUUUUCGCAGCAUUUUCAGCAAGAAAAGCGUAUUAACGUCUCACUAAGGAGAAAAUCUGUAACUACCCACAUGAUGAUAAACUAAAAAAAAAAAAAAUCUUUUUCAAUUUCUUUUUCUUGUAUUUA